CGAAGCCGAACGUUUGCUUACCUCAUCAGCCCACGAUAACAAGCUGAUUCCUUAGGAAUGCAUUCAGAAGCUACACCGCUAUCCCACGAACCAUUGAAUUGACCAUCAUCAUGGCGGACGAUGCAGCGGGCCACAUCGGAUUCCACCCUCCUCAGCACGACGGAUCAUCACCAGCCCCCAUCCCCAAUAUCCACACGACGUAUCACGCCCUCAAAGCUGGGGAGGCCCGGUGGGCACCGAGAGUGGUCAGCGGGGUCCUCUGGUGGCUUUCUCUCGGUGCCGUCACGUCCAUUGUCCUGCUAUCCUUGGUGAGAGGAGUACCAUUCACGAAAGAAGACCCCGCGCCACUACAAUAAUGCAUUCCUUCGUGCAGGGACUUGAAUCAUACGCCGCCCUGCCGGUGUGUGUCGGCUUCCUGCCGUUGCUCAUUCUCUCCUUCGUGUUGGUGCUGCGGUGGCUGGGGCUGGUGCUGAGCCGCCCCGAGUCUGUGCGUCACGCCGUGGAGGUGUCGCGGGUUCUGCUCGUGACCUGGAAGGAGGUGGCGGGCCUGCAGCUGUACCUGAUGCUGGUCCUGCCGACGUUAAUUAUGCUACUACUGAGGGCCUUUGGCAUUCUACUGACGCCUGCCGGUGAGCGCAGCGUGCGCAUGGGAUGGGCAGACGUUGGUGUGUCUGUGGCGUCAUGGAUGUUCUGUCCUUUGUUUGCGCAGUGGGGGUCCUUUCGCCAUUGGUAUUGCUGGGGGUGUGUCAUUUGAUAGCAUGCGCCUGUCUGAAGGAGCCCGACGUCAAUCCCACCGUGUCGGCGUGCGCAGGAGUACGUAUGCAAUACACACACCCACACGACGGCACAAUCCCACAUCAUGAAUGAUUCGAUCUGUGUACAUGUUCCCUUUCCUUGGUGCCCUCUCCCUGUGCAGUUGUAUCUGGUCGCACAGGUCUGUGUACUGAUAUUGCGGCUUGACGGCCACUACACGGCCCCCUGGACGGCUGUGCUGGUGCCGACCUUCCUUCUCUUCGGCGUGGUGUUUGUGCUGGCCGUCAAGAGCCGGCUCUUUCUCAUAGUCCGCCUGCGGCUGCUGCAGUCACAAUCGGCCCGUACGCCCCUCCUGGCGCCCAGACGCAUCCAGGCCAUUGACGAGUCGCGGAUGCUGUCGCUGGCCGAGGAGUACCAUAGGGUGCUGCUGAUGUGCAGAAUGGCCACCACUGCCAUCGUCGCCAUGCCGUGCUUGCUAAUGGCAACGCUGAUAGCCUCGCUGACGGUGGAUGGCCUCAUCCGGGAGACACCUGACCUGUGGGCGGUGGAUGGGGUGUUUGUGGUGGUGUGGCUGGCGGUGUCUUGGAAGGUGAUUGCGUAUUGGAGCUUCACGUGUUCGCCGCUUAUUCACAGCAUGUGGGCACAGGACAAAUGGAUCUGGUGAGCGAUGCAUGUCUGCUGUGCAGCUCAGCUGUGGGUAAAGUAAGUAGAUGGGAGACCUUCAAAACCCAUGACGGGACGGUGUGCGUCUGUGUGCGUCUCCGUCUCGUGCCUGUUUGGCGUUCUAUCCGUCGAUUCGAUGGGCGUGGGUGGGUGCAUGGAGUAGAUGGGAGACCGACCUCAUGUGUGUCUGUGUGUUUCUGUGUGUGUGUGUACAGUUUGCAUAACGAUGAUGUGAUAGAUCGUUGGAUACGCGCGGAACAUCGCCACAGACUCGUCCAGCAGUACCUCCGUCCAUGUGUCUGCUUGUGGACAAAAUGCACCGAAGGCUCAGGCACACAUCCUCGUGCAACACACACACAUCCCCGGCCGCCCAUGCCAUGA
Vitrella brassicaformis is the source of this 1797-nucleotide messenger RNA. Lineage: Eukaryota; Vitrellaceae. The record is from the annotation of a GenBank genome assembly.